Molecule: messenger RNA, 5052 nt
Organism: Sinocyclocheilus anshuiensis
Lineage: Eukaryota; Metazoa; Chordata; Actinopteri; Cypriniformes; Cyprinidae
Product: clathrin coat assembly protein AP180-like
Exons: 29
Coding region: 743-3457 (904 amino acids)
Biological process (GO): clathrin coat assembly; clathrin-dependent endocytosis; synaptic vesicle budding from presynaptic endocytic zone membrane
Cellular component (GO): synaptic vesicle; extrinsic component of presynaptic endocytic zone membrane; clathrin-coated pit
Molecular function (GO): clathrin heavy chain binding; SNARE binding; 1-phosphatidylinositol binding
Source: RefSeq, a predicted model, not a curated record
ACGCAAUCUGGGUUUUUAAUGACGUGUGACUUGACUCAUGCGUGGGGGCGGAGUGAUGGCACAAAUAACUAAAUAUCGAGUCCAGCGGGGACCGCGGAUUCCCGUUAUCGCAGUGUUUCAGCCUCCUAGUUCAGCAAUUGUCCAAACCUGGAGGAAGGCGAGCGGCUUUUAGAGAUGAGGAGAACAACGCAAGCCGUUUGAAGGUUUGGGUGACUGCACAUCGAGCGGGGUUUGUCAGGAAGAUUAAUCCUUGAUCUGGAGGAGGAGAGAAGGACGACUGGUCGAGCCGAGCAUCAUCGUAACAGCCUCUUCCAAUACAACGCGGAAAUAACGAGGAAUAUCUUUUAAGACUUUAUAAAAAUUGUAUUUUAUAACCUUAAAGCUCAUCGUUUACUCUUUAUAAAUAACUAUUUGCGGUUGAAAUAGUCAUUACGCAUCUCUUAAAUGCUCCCGCAUCCCCGCGAGGCGAAUACACGGCGCAGGCGUUGACCUGAAAUUUAUAUUAUAGUAAACAGAGUCUCGCUCUGUAUGAUUUAGUAUUGCCUUAAAUAUGUCCGUUGCUCAUCAUCCAUGGUAAAGACUUUAUCUCAGCUUGGUCUUGAUAACAAUCACAUCGUAUUAAUAUCGCAAAUUGUGGUCGAGAAUCCAUUUUAAAGGGCCUCGUUCUUGUGGACUCUUUGGAACAUUUCGACGCGUCUCUUUAUUCGGGAAUAAGGGCGUUUGAAUCCGCGAGGGACGGAAGAUGUCGGGUCAGACUUUGACGGACCGCAUCGCCGCGGCGCAGUACAGCCUCACGGGAUCCGAGGUGGCUCGUGCGGUGUGUAAAGCGACCACGCAUGAAGUGAUGGCACCUAAAAAAAAACAUCUCGAAUACUUGAUCCAGGCAACCCAGGAGUCCAAUGUCAAUAUUCCCCAGAUGGCUGAUACCCUGUUUGAGAGAGCGGGAAAUGCCAGCUGGAUUGUGGUCUUCAAGGCAUUGGUCACCACUCACCACCUGAUGGUCCAUGGCAAUGAGAGGUUCAUCCAGUACCUGGCCUCCAGGAACACCCUAUUCAAUCUUAGUAAUUUUUUGGACAAAACUGGCUCUCAUGGUUACGACAUGUCAACAUUUAUCAGACGCUACAGCAGGUAUCUGAACGAGAAAGCGUUUGCCUACAGACAGAUGGCUUUUGACUUUGGCCGAGUGAAGAAAGGUGCUGAUGGUGUGAUGAGAACAAUGUCUACUGACAAGCUCUUGAAAGGCAUGCCCACACUGCAGAGUCAGAUCGAUGCUCUGCUGGAGUUUGAUGUUCAUCCAAAAGAUCUUGCCAACGGGGUGAUCAAUGCUGCCUUCCUGUUGCUUUUCAAGGAUCUGAUCAAGUUGUACGCCUGCUACAAUGAUGGCAUCAUUAAUCUCUUAGAGAAAUUUUUCCAGAUGAAGAAAGGACAAUGCAAAGAUGCAUUGGAAAUCUAUAAAAGAUUCUUGACACGAAUGACCAGAGUCUCAGAGUUCCUCAAAAUUGCUGAGCAAGUGGGAAUUGACAAAAACGAUAUUCCUGAACUUACACAGGCCCCUGAGAGUCUUCUGGAAUCUCUGGAGACCCAUCUCAACACGCUCGAGGGGAAGAAAGUUGAUGAGUCACCGACCAAGAAGGGAUCUCCAACAAAUAAUGGAACACCUGCUGGUACCCCUGCAAAAACCGCAGAGCCCACCGCUGCAGCAGCUGCGGUUACUGAGACCGCCGCAGCAGAGCCUGCAAAAGCAGCAUCAGCUACAACCACCAUCAAUAGCGGCUUUAAUGAUCUAGUGGAUUUUGAUCUGUUGGCUCCAACCACAGGGGCUUCAGCGGCUCCCACAGCAUCAUGGGGAGAUCUGCUUGGUGAGGACUCUCUGGCCACUCCUGCUGCUGCUGCCGCUAGCUCUGAAGCGCCCCUUUCUGAGGCUGACUCUGCUUCUGCCGCAGCCUCUGCUAUCGAACCAGCAGCUGACGCCAUCGCUGCCCCGGCCGCUGCCUCGCUGCCAGUGCCUGCCCCCGCUGCCGCCAUCUCAGACAUGGAUCUGUUUGGAGACGCGUUUGCUCCCUCCCCAGGCGAUGGUCCGAGCGAGGGUGUGGCCCCAGCAGCUGCUGCCGAUGCAUGUGCCGGAUCUGACCCCUGGGCUCCAUCGGAGGGUAGUGCAAGCAUUGCCCCAGAGCUGGACCUCUUUGCCAUGAAGCCGGUAGAGAGUGUCGCUGCCGCAGCAUCCCCUACUAGCGCCGAGCCGAGCAUCUCGCCAACAGCGACCCCAGCUACCCCUUCUCCUCCCACCGCUACUGCCACCACCACCACCACUACCAUCACCACAUCCGCUACAACUGAGUCCACAGCCCCGCCAACACUAGACCUCUUUAGUGAUAUGUUUGAUUCUAUGCCUGAGCAAAGCUCUUCCUCAGAGCCCAAAGCAACCACUCCUAGUGUAGACCUAUUUGGUGCAGAUCUUCCCGCUGUCUCACGUGGGCCUUCACCUUUGCCUGAGGCCAGUGUGACUGGUGACCUCUUGUCUGACUCAUUUGUUGCUCCAGCUGUUGCUCCAGUGGCUCCUGUCUCUCCUCCUAAAGCCGAACCUGGACCUGUGCUGGACCUCCUUGACACAUUUGGUGACACUACUGGGGAGACCCAGUCCGCUGCUCCUGGAGCACCAUCAGGUGACCUGCUUGGAGGGUUGAUUUCACCGGUCGCCCCCACAGUUACACCAACCCCAGCACCAGUGCCAUCCUCAGCCCCAGCUGACCUGCUGGAGUCUGCUUUUGAUGCCUUUGGCUCUGAGCUGGUAUCCGCCACACCAGCGUCGGAAGACAGCGCCCCUGCCACCGCAGCGCCCUCUGGUGGUUUUGACACAUCAGUGUUUGAUGGAUUAGGAGACCUUCUGAUGCCAGCCAUAACGCCUCAGAGCACAGGCGGGACCCCCAUGGCUGCAGCGAGCACGCCUUUGACACCUGGAAUUGUGCCCACCACUGGGCCGACAAUGGCUCCAGUCAUGGCACCAGCAAUGGCCCCAACAAUGGCACCCACAGCAGCUGCCCAACCAAUCAAACCUAUUGGAGGAGACUUAGACUUUUCACUCGCCAAUUUGGUCGGAAACUUGGGGGUGGGAAGCCAAAAGAAGGACAACCAGUGGAAUGAGAAGAAGCUGACAGGGGGAGCUAACUGGACCCCUCAGGUCGCCCCUACUAGCUGGGGCACACCUGGCGCUCAGAUGUCUGGCUCUGCCCCUGGAGCCCCCGGAGCUGCCGCCCCACCUGGAGCAAUGGCACCACCCAUGGGAGCACAGCCUGGCUUUGGCAUGGCUCCAGCAGCAGGAGCUCCCAUGAUGCCCCAGCCCGUGAUAAAUACUACACCUUUACUUUCUCAGUUGUCUCCAGGGCCAACUGCUCAGAGCCCCAAAAAACCUCCCACCAAGGACCCCCUUGCAGAUCUCAACAUCAAGGACUUCUUAUAAUUUCCCAGUAUUUGUUUUCUCAAAGACUGAGCUCCAGUACGAGAAGUCUGCUGUCUGUUUACACCCCCAGACACCUGAGGAGCUGCAGCUAGAUAUCCACUGACCCCGCCCCCAAACCAAACCCCGCCUACACUGCCCCACCCAGCCUUCCUGUGUCGUGUUGUAGCACAAACCGUGAAGUGAAUCAUAGAGAAAACAAGCCGAAAAAUGAAGAUGUGCAUAUUUCGAUGUUAUCCUUUGUUUUGAAUGAAACAGAAUAAAAUUAAGAAAAACACACAAAUGAAAAUGAAGGAUUAAAAAAGAUGCGUAUGUAUGUCUUUUCCAGUGUUUACGUCUGAAAUGAAUGUGUGUAUGUUGAUCCCCUCAACUUCUGGUUCCUCUAGGACUUCCCUUUUGGGGUCAGAGAUCCUAAACAGGUUGUUGAAGCACUUUCUGUUGUAUGUUAAUUUUGGAGAAGUGUGCAAUGUAUCAUUCGCAGAAAUUACUCUGUGUAUUUUAUCCUCAUUGACCAAAAAAGGUCUCUCCUCUGCUCAAAUUUUUAUCUGUGGACGACUUAUUGAUGUGAACCUGGUACUCGGAUUAUAAGUCAUGCUGUUGUCAUCUCCCAUCAUUGAUUGACAUGUUUGUUUACAAAUAAUAUAUAUAUGAAAUCUAAAUAUAUAUGAAUUAUGUAUAAAUGAAUAACAUAUCCAGGCUCCUCUAUCCUAGAUAACCCUCUUGGUGAUUACAUGUAAUUUUUGUAUUUUAACUGGUAUUUAUUUUUCAGAUAUAUAUGUAUUUUUUGAUUCUUUGGUUUGAAUUUAAUUUAAUUGUCAGUUCACGGUUUAAAUACUCUCUUUGGACUUCCCCAAGAAAAUAACCUCAGCAAAUUUGGACUUUAAUUCACUUAAUCUCAGCGCUACAAUUCUCAGACGAUCUCUAAGAAAGGCCUUUUGCAGUAUCUUAAAAUAACAAAUGUACAGCCACUUGUUAAACUGGUGAUGUUUCCCAAAAAAGCCCCCAAGAUUUCACAGUUGUAGUCAGUGGAAUGCUGUGUUUGAGUCUCAUAGUUACUUGUGCUUGUAUGAAAUCCAAAUUGAAGCUGGUACAUGUAGUGUUUUUUUGUAUAAUUGUAGAAGUACCCAUCCAUAUGUUUGGUUCUCAGUCUUUCCUGCUCAUACAUUAUGAACCCUGACCCUUGUUUGUUACAUGUAACGGUUGAUUCAUGCUCCCUCUAUUGGUGAGUGGUGGUACUGUAGCUUGCACAGCAAAAUAGAGUGUGGAGGAGAUAAAUUGGAUGAAAAUACCUGAUUUCAUAGAAACUAAAGUGUAGGUUCAUUAGCAGAGAUAAACUCUUAGAUCUGUUAGAAGUUUUCAGGAGGUCACUGUUAAACAGUGUUACAGAAAGGUCUGAUUGACAGCCCUGUAUGGCCGAGCCUCUGUAACUCACUCUCCCUGUUGGAUCUCUCGUGGAAAUGACAAAGGCAGAUAUUUGGAUCUCUCUUGUAAUUCUCUUAAAAUAUUUUUUAUUUUGAUUUAUUGAUUCAUAUUUGACACCCCUACAUAGUGCAUGUAAGCCCUUUGAGAUGCAAUAAACACUGAUGGGAAGAAAUGCC